AUGAAAAGGUUUGGUUUCUUUCUUCUGUGCCUCCUUUGUAUCUUCAAGAAGGGUCUGCAGACCAGUGGCUGGUCCAUUCAGGUCCCAUCUGAUGUUACUGGUGAAUUAGGGAAGAUGGUUAUUCUGCCCUGUACUUUCACACACCCCUAUAAAACAUUUGACCGGACCCUCACUGCCAUUUGGAGGAUCCGGGAACCUUACAAUGGUACAGUCAUUUUCAAGUGUAUUGCUCAAAGUUCCAGCGAGCUCUGCAAGACUGCUGUCAGCUACAAAAACAAAUACAAACUGCUUGGCAACCCACGGCACAAGGAUCUUACCAUCAGGAUUGACAAUCUGACUUGGAGUGACAGUGAGAGAUAUUUCUGCCGGGUGGAGUUCUCCGGAGAUGUUCAUGACAAGUAUGAAAGCAGAAACGGGAUAAAGCUCCAUUUGAUCGCUGCCCCCAGGAUCACCAAUAUCACCGUUAGCUCGAAUGGAGAUCACACCUUCAAAGCAUGCUGCACAGCCGAAGGGGAGCCAGUGCCCUCCCUGACGUGGACCGGCCCUCACUACAGCAACCUCACCUCGGUCACAAACACGAAUCACCAGGUCACCAAAGAGCUCCAGUACCUGACACACGAUGGAAAAUACACAUGUACGGCCGUCAACAGCCACGGGAGAGCGGAAGGGGCUGUGUACUUCUAUAAAUUCAAAGCGUCCAACAGCUCCCUUUUCCUGAUCCUGAUUUUUGUACCACUGGGAAUUAAAGUAUUUGUUUUGCUGGCGAUAGUGGGCUUUAUUUUCUGGAGAGAAGGUCCCUUCACUGCCCCAGCCAGCCUGGCCCGGCCCCAGCCGCAGGACUCCACCUAUGAGAACCUGGACCGCAGGCACCGCGGCAGCUCCUCUUUGCCAACAGAACGAACUUCGGUGCCACGCAGCUAA
Molecule: messenger RNA, 921 nt
Organism: Rhea pennata
Lineage: Eukaryota; Metazoa; Chordata; Aves; Rheiformes; Rheidae
Gene: SIGLEC15
Product: sialic acid binding Ig like lectin 15
Exons: 5
Coding region: 1-921 (306 amino acids)
Biological process (GO): regulation of actin cytoskeleton organization; regulation of osteoclast development; regulation of bone resorption
Cellular component (GO): plasma membrane
Source: RefSeq, a predicted model, not a curated record